Phalacrocorax carbo (great cormorant) is the source of this 2257-nucleotide messenger RNA. NCBI's taxonomy places the organism in Eukaryota, Metazoa, Chordata, Aves, Suliformes, Phalacrocoracidae. The record is from RefSeq and is a predicted model, not a curated record.
CUCACCAGCGCGCAGAACAAGCCUUCCUCGGGCCGUUCUAUUUAUGUUUGUGGCGCCGAUUUGCAUAAGGCUCCGCCCCCCGCCGUGGGCGAGGCGGCCGGCACCGCCUCCCGCGGCCAUGUAAGGGAAGAGAGGGUGCGACCCAGGGUAGCUCGCGGCCGCUCGCUGUCUUCCUGGUGCCGUUUAUAGGGUACAGAUACUUCCGCUAUCUGCUUAGAAGCGGCGCGAUCAUGGCGGAGCGUGGUCACCUCCCUCCUCCCAUCAAGCGCCUCUGCUGCAGACCCGGCUACGGCUCGGGGUGCAGGCCAGGCCAGCGGGUGGGCGGUGCCGGACUCGGCAACGGCGCGCUCUGCGCCGGACCCUCCUCUGCCGCCGCCGCCGCCGCCGCCGCCGCCGCCGCCGCCGGGCUGCUGCCGCUCGGCAAAACCCAGAACCCCGAGUCCCUGCUGGACAUUGCGGCUCGCAAGGUGGCGGAGAAGUGGCCCUUCCAGCGGGUGGAGGAGCGGUUUGAGCGGAUCCCGGAGCCGGUACAGCGCAGGAUCGUCUACUGGUCCUUCCCCCGCAGCGAGAGGGAAAUCUGCAUGUACUCCUCCUUCGACACCGGCACCGAGGACCCUGCCGUCGCCCUCGGGGGCACCGGCGCCGCGCCCAGUGGGGGCGCCGAGACCGCCGCCGCCGAGAACCGACUGCCCUUCCAUAGGGGCAUAGCUCUGCUAGACGGCGGUUGUGUCGAUAAUGUCCUGCAAGUCGAGCCUGGUUUUUCAAGGCGCAGUGCUCCUUGCUCUUGUACCUCGAAGUCCCUCAUCAUGGUGACUCAUAAUGAAAGAAACCUAGAAGCAGUUCAGAGAGAGAGGGGUCCUUCCCCUGUAAACUGAAGGGAAACGUACCCAGUAACGUACCCACUAAGAAAUCCUGUGCUGCAUAGUGUUUAUUGUCACUUUAAAAAGAAGUAUGGAGCAGUGCUUCAGUGCUAGUACACAAAUGGCAUGUUGUUUUCCCUUUUUGCUCUGCCAGCUGAUGGUCCUUAUAGAGGUCUGGUCCAUCUGUACUGAUGCAGUAUUAGCAAUUCAGUACAAUGUUAGUGUAAGUAUGUGUUGUCCCAAAAAUUGGGGUUCUUUCACCCAGUGUGCAAAAGUCAAUUAACAUGCAGAGCAGAGAUAAUUGUUUAUUUCAUAUUUGCACAAAGAUAGGAGCUAGGUGGUAAGUCCACAAAACUAGCACACAGCACAAGCUACAAUGUAUUUAUCUUGUUACAUGAUUAGUAAAAACCCGCCUAAAUUCAUGCUCAUUGGUUGGUAAUUACCAUCCCAUCUGCUAUUGGUUAGCUAUAUUUAAAUUUGCCUCACUUGCUAUGUAGAUUAGUACACGCACUCCUUACAGGAGGGGGGCAAAUUUUUUUUGGCUUUGAACUGAAUCGGUGGUUAUGAUCUCACCCUGCCCCCUUUACCUUUUCCCCAGUUACUGCAGGUCUGUGCUGACUUCAUGCUUCUUCGGCAGUUGUUGAAACUUAGCACCUUCUGGGGCGGGAUGUUCCCUUGUUAUCAGUCUUUUAGUUCUUCUUCAAGGGUAUAGCUGUUAGCAAGGCAUGCAUUGUUGACACAAAGUAAUCCGGCUUGCACAAUAAAGCCUUUGUUCAAUGGUCUUCCUUAGAAGAUCAAUGCAGUACCUUGAUCCUAAAUUAAACAGUGUUACUAUAACCUAGGCAUUACCCAAACAUGUAGUUUUACUUAGUCUACAUAUGACAGAACAAAAUACCAGAAUGCUUCUGAAAAGCUAAUAAUAGAGUAAUAGGCACAGAGAUCAAACUCCUAAUGAAUGCCCUCUGGGUACUAUCUAGUUUACCUCUCUCCUUCCCAGACACUUGGCAGCUUUCCCUUCAAGUCUGUCUGCCCAGCAUCCCAUGUUGUCCAUUCACCAGGAUGCCAGCCAUAGCCACAGUGUAAUUGGUGCCUUGUGGGACUGCAGGAGUCUCAGCUGAACAGCAGUGGCAAGGAGGAACUGAAUGUUAAUGUCUGUCCUGGUUUCAGCUGGGAUAGAGUUAAUUUUCUUCGCAGUAGCUAGUAUGGGCCAUGUUUUGGAUUUGUGCUGAAAACAGUGGCGAUAAUGCCGAGAUGUUUUAAUUAUUGCUAAGUAGCGCUUACACUGGUCAAGGACUUUUUCAGCUCCCCAUGCUCUGCCAGGUGCACAAGAAACUGGGAGGGGACACAGCUGGGACAGCUGACCCCAACUGACCAACGGGAUAUUCCAUACCAUAUGA